GGUGACGUCAUCGGUGAGCGCCUCUGCUGGCCUUCCAAAUGGGCUCGACUGCUGAGCCCUGAUUUCUGCUGUUUCUCCCUCAGCUCGUCGACUUCAUUUUCUCCAUGAGGGGACGUCUGAUCGCGAUGACAUGUGGAGGUGAAUUGGCAGACAAGGUCAGCCAGGUGAUUUCUGAACUGGUUCCAGUGCCGGCUGACUGGCCUGCAGUUCCUGUCGGUUCCUGUGCAGUACAGUAAAGCAACUUGCCCAGUCAGACGAUCACAAUGAAACCAGCUCAGGAGCGGAACCAGGAGUCCCUGCCUCCGAAGAAGAGGGACCUCCCACCUAGUGACAGCGGAGGUGGAGCUGGAGCGAGCGGGGGAGCUGGGGCUACAGGUGGAAGUGGUGCCGGUGGUGCCGGUGGUACAGGUGGGGGUAUUGGAGAAGAUGAAGUAGUUUCCAUCCAGAACUCUGCAGCCAACAGUGACACUCAGGGAGGGAACCCAUCUGCAGAGUGGCUGCGAGCUCAGCAAGGACUUCAUUAUGGAAUGGAUAAUUCUGAUGGCAUACCAGCAGUCCCUGUUGACCAGUACAGCAUGCUCUACAAAGUGGCUCUUCCCUCUGUUACCUACUCGCCUACCAGUCUUCACCCAGUGUUAAGCCACAUCUCUCCAGCCUACACUGUUCAUUCUCCUCUCCUGCAGCACCCAGGACUGUCCUAUCCUCCUCUUGGUUACACCCAGAUCCCUCACUCCUCUCUGCAGUUUGUUAGUUCCCCCUAUGCAGCGGUACCUUACGCUCUCCCCCCUGGCUUUGUCCCGGGAUCGUUGAUCUCUCAAUCAGGCGCCAUCUCUCAGUCCCACUCUGUGUCCCAUCUGGUUCCCUAUCCAUCUGUCAUACAGGAAGGGGUUGUUUCCCCACCUCCCCAGGCCCAGGUAGCUGCUCAUACAUUUGCCAAAGUUGCAGCAUCCAGUGGUGUCCCGAUGAUGCUGCAGUCAGAGCAAGCUGCCCAGCAGCACCUCAGUGCUGUGGGAGUCCUGCCCUCAGCCGAGCUCAGCUCUCGAGGGAUGCCAGUCUUCUACCACACUCAGGGCGCCAGGGCUGCCAUUGCCAUCCGAGACCCCCACAGUGCCCAGCAGGAGAAUGAACCAGAGAUGAAUGGAAGGGAUAAAGAGCAGUUAGCCCGGGAGGUUGCACUGGACUCGGCCUACGCUGCCAGAAAUGUACGUCUGCUGCAGGUAGCACCGAGCACUGCAGCACAGGAGCACAACCAGGACAGAGGUCUGCAGAACCGAAGGCUGGAGGAGAGGAGCUCACCUGGCCAGCGCAGCACUCCAGACAGUGACCUGGAGGUGCAGCAGGUGGUUGGUCGUUUGAUUUCCUCUAACCAAGGUGGAAGUGGCGUGCGGAAAGAGGUCUCCUUCGCUCCCCUGAACCUCUCUCAGGGUCACCAGAGAUCCAGAGAGAUCCAUGGAGAGAGCACGGGCAUCAAUUUCAGCCGGACGGCGUACGCGGUGCAGGCGAGUUACAGUGACCCCAGAGUGACCGGUCUCCAGCAGCAAACAGGACAACAUGCUGUUGUGCUUGCUAAUGGGCAACCAGUUCUUAUUCCCCUGGAGUAUCACCUGCAGCAUCAGCCCCAAGCACCACAGCAACACUACCAAGAACUGGCUAAUGAUGCCUCAGCAAGCCAUGCCUCUACCACCAUGGCCUCUUUCAACCCGAACUUUAAAGCCUCAGAUUCUUCAGCCAGAGUGUGCCUCUCUGAAAAGGCGGAGCCGCCCACAGCUCAGCAGCAGCUUGCCCAUCAUCCUCCUGUCCAGCCUUCAGCAGAUAUAACUCAGGCCUUAGCUUCAAGCCUCGCUCCCGCCGCCACUCCCAGCAACCCGUCACACUUCAUGAAGGGUGCCAUUAUCCAGCUGGCAACUGGGGAACUGAAGCGUGUGGAGGACCUGCAGACUCAGGACUUUGUGCGGAGUGCGGAGGUGAGUGGGGGGCUUAAGAUUGACUCCAGCAUGGUGGUGGACAUCCGAGCCAGCCAGCAGAGACCAGGUCUCGUGUCGCUUCACUUCACUGUUGGUGAGCAGCAGAGCAAAGUGACCAUCGACGUGCCUCCGGAGCACCCCUUCUUUGUGUUCGGACAGGGCUGGUCGUCCUGCAGCCCCGAGCGCACGGCCCAGCUUUAUGGCCUGGCCUGCCAUCAUCUGCAAGUGGGAGAUGUGUGUGUGUCCAUCACCCUGCAGCAGCAGCAGCUUCAGCCCCAGCAGCAGAAACAACCACAGCACAAUCAUUCACAGCAGCAACAACAACAGCAGCAGCAGCAGCAGCAGCAGCAGCAGCAGAACCUGUCCAGGACUUUGAGCAAAACUAAUGCCACAUCAGGACUUAGUCACCAGCUCAUGGGGCCUCCUGCCCCCCAGCAGUCACGGCCUCAGUCUCAUUUCAGGAUAGACCGCAUCCACAGAGAAAGACAGAGGGAUGGGGAGAAAGACAUGGCUGAUAAGGAGGAAGCAACAUAUUUGGGGGUUGUUGGCCACACUGAGUCGCACAUCAGACCAAGUAGGACCUCAGCAGAGCAUCCGAGGAGCCAGAGCAGUUACCACUUGCACACAGAAGGCUCUGCUUUUGCAGGGGCGGGGAUGGGAGCAAUGCAUCCUUCGCUCGGUGCCUCUCAGAGACGCUGGUCCUCACCUGGCCUCCAAAGAUACAGUAUGAAGGGAGACGAAGGGCCACGCCCUCAGAUAAGCAACUCCGGCCACAUAAGGCCCUCGUUCAUCCCCCAGGAGGUCAAACUGUCCAUAGAGGGGCGCUCUAAUGCAGGGAAGUAGCAUCACGUUUGGUAGCAAAUAUAGAAGAGACUGCCAUCAGUAAGAAUGAGUCUGACAAGGAGAGAAAGAGGAAACAAAGAGUGUGAAUGUAGCCUCAGAAUGUUUGAGAUUUUGCACACCUAAAAUAUACAAAAAAAUACAAGAUCUUUCUGUGUCUGGUGAGAAGUUCUGGUUUGUUUUGGUUGUCACUCGGCCAAAGGAUCGGAGCCAGUGCUUUCCCAGCCAGCUGAGGGCUGAUGGGGACAUGAGAAGCUGAGUAGAAAGUAUGUAGCUGAUGAAAUGCCUACCAUAGUCCUUACACACUGCAUUUCUCUUCCUCCCUCCCUCCUUUGUCGCCACUUCCUCAUACCCAUGCUUGGAGGUUCCCAUCGCAUUCAAAGCGGUCUCGCUUCCUUUUUGACCAAACUGUCUCUUUGGAAGACGACGGACUACAGAGAAUGUGUUUGUAGCACAGUAAAGCUAUCGACUCUGCAAAGACCACAGCCAGGGAUCUUUUAUCUCCAUUCCCAGGAUCCCGUUUACUUCAAAAGCAUUUACCCCAAAAAAAAAAAGAGUGGAGUUGCUGAUAUCAGCUGCUCCUCUGGUGAUGUCGGCACUGUUGACGCUAACUGUCAGUGUAUGUUACAUUAUGCUUCUCCGACGGGAGUCUAAAACCUCUGCUGUCAGCAGAGAUUCUUUCUCCCCUCCUUCCUCUUCAGGAGGCGGGUCUGCAAGGAAUGGGAUUCUCUCUCAGGCCUCAAGUGCAGCAUGUCCUGCUUGUCUUACAAUCGAAAUAAUGAUAAAUCAAUCAAUCAAGUGUUGUCUAUUCUGCAAUCAGUGUCAACUCCAAAAAAAUAUUAGCUUUUAUAACAUACUCUGGUUUAGUUGGAGGGCCUUUACGAGUGUGUUUGUUUGCAUGAACGCCGCAGAUUGAAAUUUGCUUUUAUUGGGAAUUAGAAAUGUUUUGCAUUCCAGCAUCAUCAGUGAGAACAUCCAUUAUUUAGCAUUUACCUUCACCCUCUUUCAGAAUCAUGCCCCCCUCCCCCCCGCCUCAUGAUACCUUACCAAAGCCAUCUGUGGGAGUGACAUUACCCUGUCACAUCAGUGGCUGCAGCCCACUUCAGCCUAAACCCUGCAUGAAGAGGACUCUUCGUCCUCACCUUGAGCUCCUCUUGCUCAGUUACCAAAAUAAAAGCAAUAGUUCUUUUACAGCUUGUGGCUUUACCGCCCUCUUAUCCGUUGGUUCUAUAUUUCUAAACAUCAGAGGUGUGAGACCCUCCUGACCCUCUUUUAACCCAGACUUUAAAAGCUGAUGCACUAUUCAUUUUUAUUGAUUCGUUAGUAGUUCUACAAAAGCAAAUCCUCUGACAGAUUCCUUCAGAAAUCUUUGUAGAUAAACCUGCUCGUCUUUGAUUUUCCAUCUCACCAAUGAUCUUUUAUUUUUCCACCUCUUCUUUCUCUUUGUUUUGAACAUUUAACAUCCUUCUCUUUUUGUACCAGGAUAUCUUAUCCAGUGUAUCUUAAGAUUGUCUCGUGUUGCACAUAGAAAAUGUCACUCAUUGAUUUCACACUGACCUUGUUAAUAGGAAUCACAGCACAGUAGGUGUUUCGUUUUUUUAAUGAAGGGAAUAUGUUUGAAGUAAUAUUGUUUUGUGGCGUGUGUGUGUGUAUGCGAGAGAAAGAAAGACAACUGAUGUGCAUUUUCUCUGUUUACAAAUUAGCCAAGAUGAAUGCUGCAGUUUCCUCCUCCUGACGUGUCCUUGUCACUCGAAAGAUCAAAAAAAGGGUGAAACAGAAAAUAAGUGCAAUUAGACCACACAUAAAAUCAUUCAGAGGUUUAUGAUCAGAUAGCAUUCCUCACGCGGACAUUCCCAUCGCAAAAUAGAAAUCGCACACUUCUCUUGUUUUCUGUCAUCGAUCUUAAAACUGUCCUCUUGUCAAAACAUAGGAUUACAUUUGAAUAUUUCUUUCUUUUUUCUUUUAUGUCUUUCCCCCUGGAAAGUUGUGUGUGAUUAAUGUGUUGAACUAGUUUGUUCAUCAGCCUCAGACACUGUUGUGUACGUCUGUUUCUCUCUGAAGCCGCCGUGGUUCCCUGAGUAGAAACACCCUGACCCUCUGUCAGCAGAUGGAGGCGCCAUGAGGUGACGUAUCAGACUGGGUAACCUGAACCGGCCCCGGUAGACUCUCCUCCUCUGGUGCUGUUACUACGAGCAGCUUUAAAAGAUGGCUCCACAUUUUUCCAGUUCUGUUUUAAAGCAGUUCUCACAACCCCAUAAAGACUUACUGCUCGCUGUAAACAUUCCUCCUGUGCUCCGUGGCUGCGUAAAGAUUCCUUCCUGAUGUUAUUCCAGUAAUAAGCAAUAUGGGACUAAACCAGCUUUCAUGUUUUUGUUAAGUAAAGCACUUCAAGUUAAUAUGAGACUGAGGCAGUCAGAGACGAAUCAAUCUUCCAAAGUUAUCAGGAUACGAAAUUCACUCUUUAAUUUACUGCUCCUGUGCUCAGCAAGGAAACAGAAUUUUAUAUUCAAACCAGAGUGGCAAUUAGUUUAGUGCACAUCUCCGGCCAAGCCAAAAAAGCCCCAGUAGAUUAAAUCUAACAGCAACAAAUUUCACACACUCGUAGAAAUCACUCCUCUAAGAUAAAAAACUAAUGAUUUUAGUUUUUCAUCAAAUGGUGAAAAUAAAUAAAAAGCCCCAUUUUACAAAGUUAAAAAGAGGAGAAAAACAUUCCUGAUAUGCCCCUUUGUUUGGAACACUGCCAAAAUGUCACUGAUUGCUUCUUGGCCCACGUCCCAUCCUUCCAUCAAGUUUUGUGGAAAUCUGAUAAGUGGUGUUUGUGUGAUCCUGCUGACGAUAUAAAAAAAACAAUGUAGUUACUACCUUCAGAUGAAUCACCCACGUGACUUCUUGAAGUACUACUGCGUUAUUUCUUAUCAGCUACAGAUCAACUGUCAAUGUGUUUACUCACAGAACUCCGACUUUAAGGUUUUUGUGCUUCACCCCAUCACUUAAACUGGAAUCCCAUUUGGAAUAGAUCACUACAAGGCCAAUGUGAAGAAGAGGAACGUUUACAAUGACAAAUAAAUCUUUCAAUGUACUUAUAGUCCAACAAGUGUUCUGGUAAAAUCAACAUAAACAUUUGAACUUUAAAAUAUUUUUAAUACAGUUUUAAACAUCUUACAAUCAAAAGCUCAGCCUGUAGAAUUUCUUAUUUUGUCAUGCUUUAAGCAAUAUGCAUAAACCUGAUAUCAUUUCAUGUAGUCUUGGCUUGUUCUAUGCAGUAACCUCAGUGUUGUACCCUUCAUUGUCUUAAGUACAGCUCUUUGAAGCUGUAGGGCAGGUUGCCACAUGCAGUCAUUUCCCGCUAAUGUCUGGUUAUAGGAUUUUUACUUUAACUGACUUUUCUUAAAUAGGAAUAUAAACCAGUAUUUAGCUUUUUUCCUCUAUUCAUUGGUCCCCAUCUUCCUCAGUUCCUCACACUGACGCAUCGCAGUCUUCAUUGUCUUCUUAUGAUGCUACACAGUCGGAGCCAAAUCACUCGAGACGAGUGUCCCUCAGAUGUUCGUGUGUAUUCAGCGUUAUUUUGGUACAACUGCCAAGCCACUUCAACAUCGUAUUACUAGGUCAAGAUGCAUUGAAUGGGAUUCAAACGGUGCAAAGCAGUGCCUCCUGUGACUUUACCUCCUGAUAAUUCUCACCGCAAAACCAUGGUGUGCAGCCAUGAGCCCUCUGCUUCGAGCAGCGUGUGCUCGACUUCUACAAAGAUGUCCAGGGAAUCUUCUUUACAUCUCUGGUAGUCUGUCGCUGUCUGUAAUUGCACUAAACGCCCUCCUUCAGUGUUUUUGAAACUGAAAAACGUUGACAAAUUGAAGAUUUUCAAAAUGAAAAGCACACAAAAUCAUGGAGAAAUCACCGGUUGUGUGUUUCUGUAGAUAGACGUAUUUUCUUUUCUCAUUUUUUUUGUGUAUAGUUUUGAUGAUGCUUGUCAAUAAUGCCUUAAAUUCUGCUGUGUACAAUGUGUGAAAUUGAAAUAAUGGAAUAAUGCUUCUGGUAGACUCGGUGUUCCCCUUUCAGGCUCCACACUUUUCAUGUUUCUCAGCGGAAACUCUUAUUCAGAUGUCUCAAAGGGCGACAGUGACUCUUCUUUGGUUCCCAGACGGUUCAACCAUGAAGUCUGCAACCUUUUGUUCAUGUGUGUGGGUUUCCCCUUUUUUUUUUUUUCAUUUUCUAUUCUGUUUUCUGCUAUGGUUUUUUUUUUUUUCAUACACUCUAGAUACUUUUAACAUUUAGUUUCUAGUUUUCAGUGUGUGUGCAAGUGAAGUAAAUGGAAGCUCUUCUUUGCACUUUUUACAAGACGAUGCCGAAACCGUCGGCAACAGAGGGCAGUCCAUUAAUUCCACACACACACACAUUAGUUAUUUUUAAUUGUUGUUGCACAAGCUCUGUAGUUUUUUUUUAUUUUAAUUUUAUCCCUGGAAUUAAUGGAUUGUGUUUGGUGUCAUGUGUUUUGUCCGACAGUCACUGGACAGCAGAGGGUUGGGUUUUAAUUCAGAGACAGGCCGGCUGCAUAAAUCCGAUAUGUAGCGUUCACUUGUUGGUAAUGUGAUGGUUUUCUAAUGUUGUCGUGACGUUUGACCCAGUAUUUGAACUGCAAAAAAGGUGAAUUUAGGACGGUUAUGUUGUUUCUGAUGUCGAAUUUCAAAUCAGGAGAAUCGAACGGUUAAAAGUUUUAAAGAAGUCUGUAUUUUCAGAUUUGACAUUGUACUUUUUUUGGCACAAAGUGACACUGCUUUUUAUGUGAUGUGUAACUAUUGAAAAACGAAACAAACAAAAAAAACAGCAUCCUUUUUUUUUUUUUCUAAAUGCCUAAAUCUGCAAAAUAUAUGCAAUGAUGUACGUGUAACAUUCAAUCCUCAAGUAUAAUCCAGGUUGUAUGAACUUUGUAUAGUGAGUUUUAAUAUCGUAUGGCCGUACCAAUAUGUAUUGAUCUUUAUCAGAAGCCUUAGAGUUGUCGACCCAAAGUGCUCCCUUAGAAUACCCUACACCUACCUGACUUUAACAAAGCAUUAAUAUCUCUAUUUUGUUGCAUUUUUAUUUGUACCCUUUUUGAAUAAAAUAGAUUUGUACUGUAUAUUUGUACCUCUCUGUGAACUACUUAGGGCGGUUUUUGGUUCUUUUGUUUUGCUGUUUUAAUUCUAUGUAAGGACACAAAGAUAUUGUAUUUUUAUUGUUACAGCUAACUUGGAGACAUUGCAUAUAUCAUGUUUGUUAAGUAAACACAAUAUAAUAUAUAUAUAUAUACAAAUAUAAAUAUAAACUAUUAUCCAAA
This is a messenger RNA of Hippoglossus stenolepis (Pacific halibut), 8115 nucleotides long. RefSeq names its product ataxin 1-like (gene atxn1l). Bases 264 to 2807 code for a protein of 847 amino acids. Gene Ontology annotation, cellular component: nucleus. Gene Ontology annotation, biological process: regulation of DNA-templated transcription; anatomical structure development. The record is from RefSeq and is a predicted model, not a curated record. Gene Ontology annotation, molecular function: protein binding; RNA binding. NCBI's taxonomy places the organism in Eukaryota, Metazoa, Chordata, Actinopteri, Pleuronectiformes, Pleuronectidae. The transcript is spliced from 3 exons.